GUGCAUCAGAUGUAUGCGGAGAGUAACGUGACUACUUCCUGUAUCUUUCAUGCACACUGACCAAUCCAAGUGUGGGUGAUGAUAUUAAAGUAGCUCUCCAGUUGCUUUAGUGAUAGUGUAUGGGUUGACAUUUAUUAGACACUAGUGCUUCACUGAAACAGACUAAUGUCCUCAAAAGCUGACACUGUAAGAAACUUUCAAAGUGGAUUCCAUAGAACAUUACAAAAUAAUUAUAUUGUGUUGUACUGUGACUACGGUAUCUUGAGUGCAUGUGUUCGAUGUUGCUCUAAUACUCUCUUUGUCCACAUUUUCCAGUGUUUACCAAGUUGCUGGGUAAGAGAGUGUUCAAGAGAUACCUCGAGCUGUUCCUGGACUCCCCAUAUUUUAUGGACUGGUGGGUUAUUAUGACUCUAGAAGCCAUUGUUUACAAUAUCAUACAAGUUUGCUCCAAAACACUUUCUGUUUGUGUACUAUGCUGCAAUUUCAACAUUGAUAAUGUACUCCAGUUAUUAUUUUACAUGUACACACAUGCAUGCACACACAAAUGUCUGGUGCAAUAUGCUGGAGUCUCACCUCACUAUGUCAGCUGCUGGGGAGAAUAAUCCUCAGAGGGAGAAUAAAACAACACAAUCCAAUAGCUGUGACAAUGCCCUGGUGCAGUCUGCUGGAGUGGACUGUCUCACCUCACUCUGUCAGCUGCUAGAGAGAAUGAUCCUCAGAGGGAGAAUAAAACAACACAAUCCAAUGUACUAUGUGACUGAGAGUGAGGCUCUACUCUCAGGAGACCUGGAGGAUGAACAGAGCACUUUGUGCUCCUGUGGUAUUGAUCCUGGACCGUCUGUGUUUGGUGUGGUACAUCGUAUCCAUGACGACCCGACUCAUACAGACCAGCAGAUGUACUCGUGUGGUUCACUGGCUCCCAAAAUGAGGAGGGGAGGAUGUAUGGACUCACACUAUCACAAGCUGGGAGAGCCGUGGGAGAAGAUUCCUUCUCCUGCUGGAGAGCUGAGUAGUGUAAGUGGGUGUGGUGACCUAAUGUCUUCCCUCCUCCCCCUCUGUGCUCAGACACUACAACACAGACACUACCCUAAACACAUCAACCUCCUGGAGACACUGCUCAAACUGGAAUCUGGACAAGUCUGACAGAACAGUGACAUGCAGUUGUAUAAUUAAUGUAGCUUAAUUGUUGUUUUUUCUUACUACUCUUUGCUAAAUAUGUGAACAGAUGCAGUGCUACGUACAUGUAUUGUUUACAUUGUUCUCAAUGAACGUAUCUGAUGCUGAAUAUAUAAUAAA
Halichondria panicea is the source of this 1296-nucleotide messenger RNA. RefSeq lists its product as uncharacterized. The transcript is spliced from 6 exons. Bases 496 to 1143 code for a protein of 215 amino acids. NCBI's taxonomy places the organism in Eukaryota, Metazoa, Porifera, Demospongiae, Suberitida, Halichondriidae. The record is from RefSeq and is a predicted model, not a curated record.